Messenger RNA from Adineta steineri, 1176 nucleotides. Lineage: Eukaryota; Metazoa; Rotifera; Eurotatoria; Adinetida; Adinetidae. The record is from the annotation of a GenBank genome assembly.
AUGGUUGUGUACUAUCCGAAAAAUAAUACUAUUUAUAUUGACUUGACUCAAACUACAAACUAUUCUAUUGAAAAUGCUCUAGAACAUAUUCCCAUUUGCAAUUCUGAUGAUCGAUUUCGUCAACGAUGUUUACUCACAGCACUUCAUGCAUGGACAGAUUUUGCUCAUGAACAUAAAAUACAGUAUUGGAUAGCAUAUGGAACACUUAUUGGUUAUGUACAACGUGAUGGUUUAUUACCACACGAUUAUGAUAUUGAUAUCUUAAUGUUAGCACAAGACACACAAUAUCUGGUUCCAUUCGCAGACAUUAAUUUUUCAUCAGCCUAUGAACUUAAAGUUCAUCCACAAUGGUCAACUGUUGGAUAUGCAAAUCGUUCUUAUUUUCCCUUAGAAGGUUUUACUUUCGUAGCACCUAAUGCUCGAUUUAUAGAUAGAAAAUUUCGAUGUUAUGUAGAAAUAUGGCCUACGUACGAUUUUCAUCCUGAUGAUCCAACAAAUAUAACAUAUCUGAAGAAAACUCUUACUGACUAUGAUCGAACAUUCAACUGGACAUCUUCUCCAAUACAAUGGACAUUUCCAUUACAAUCUUGCAUAUUUAGUGGAGUAAAAGUUUGGUGUCCAGCAAUGCCUGAACGAUUAGUAACAAUGGGUGAUUAUGGUGAUGUAUCUGAUCGAAUCAAAAUUCGUGAACGUCUUCAGUGUAAAUCAUUCAAAUGGUUUCUUGAGAAUGUCUAUCCUGAACAGUUUCUUCCAGAUGAAAGUUUAUAUUUUGGUGAGAUUCGAAGUCGUGCAAAAACAAGUGUGUGCAUUGAUUCACAAGAACUUGAAGAUGGUGAUAAAUCUAUUAUUGGUUAUCCAUGUCAUGGUCAAGGUGGAAAUCAAUAUUUUCUUAUGUCAAAAGCAUUCGAGAUUCGUCGCGAAGAAAAAUGUUUAGAUUAUGCUGGUGGACAAGGUGAAUUAAAGAAACCAGGAAAAGUUGUCUCAUUCACUUGUCAUUCAGAGCAAGGAAAUCAAAUGUGGAAAUAUGAAGAUGAUAUGUUGAGACAUGCAUCAGGUUUUUGUGUUGAAUUAUCACAAGGAAAUGAUAAAGAUGUGUUUAUGUCAAAUUGUGAAGCAACAAAUCAAUAUCAAAAAUGGUUUUGGAAGAAGCGUUUAAAUAAUUCAACAAACACAUAA